Microthlaspi erraticum is the source of this 492-nucleotide messenger RNA. NCBI's taxonomy places the organism in Eukaryota, Viridiplantae, Streptophyta, Magnoliopsida, Brassicales, Brassicaceae. The record is from the annotation of a GenBank genome assembly.
AUGUUUGGUGAUCUAAGCAGCAAGUUUGGGUCUCUCUCUACUCACGUUCAAAAGCUUGAGGUGCAAAUCGCUCAAACAGCCGAGGCGGCCAAGAAACAAAAUGAGGUAAACACUCAAAAAUUUUGUAGUGUUGUCUCAUCUAUAGAUGGCACUAUUGUUCCUACACUAUCUCAAGGGGAAGAAGAAGAAAAUGAGCCUAAGGAGAGGCACAAACCGGAGAGAUACAGUUGGGAAUCAAGAAGAGCUUACAAGAGAAGACUUGAAGGCAAGCCACUACAAAAACAAGAAGAUCCGGGGAAGUUUGUGAUAACUUCAAGUAUCAAUGGCAUUCAACUCCACGAUUGCCUAUGUGAUACUGGUGCUAAUGUUAAUCUAAUGUCUCUUGCACUUGCAAAAGAUUUGGGAUUCAAGGAAUUCAAGAGCCCCAAGAUAAGAGUCGAGUUCGCGGAUCUAUCGUGCAUGGAACCUAUGGAAUGCUUGAAGAUGUCAUGA